CAUGCAGGGCAGCACGCGCGCAGUUGGUCGUCGUCGUCGUCGAUCGAUUCGAUCACGGUCUGCUGUAAUACUACCACUGCUACUACUACUGCUACAGCGAGUGAAACAAAGAUAAACAAGUUUUACUGGUGCAGAGUUUCUGUGUGUGUGUGUUAUACGUGCCACUGCUACGAAAUCGUGUGUAUAUACCGACGAAGACUCGCCGAUGAUAAUUAUUCAAAAAAAAAAACGUGCUCCGAAAGUGUCUUGCAGUCCUCCGUGUGUUACUUUUGUGCGUUACAACCCCUAUGUACCAGUGCUCGCUCGACGUCCAAUGGUGCUGUUCGGUGAUUAUUUAUAUAAUUUCUUCGAAUUAUAUGUAGUUUGCACGCAUGCGAGCAAACGCCGGGCGAAAUUGAGUCAUUAAUAAAUGUGUGAGUCGUCGUCGUCUCGUUGGAGAUAUAAUCCUACCAAUCAAAAUCAUCACCGUGUACAAGAUCUUGGGUCGUCUCUGGCUACUUGCGAAAACAAACAAAAGUGCCUCGUACAGCUCGUUUAAUGAAACUUCCUUGCGCGCGCUCGCGCGAGAGAGUGGUGAAUCACAUGUAUGUAUAUGAAAAAAAAAGUUGUAAGUUAAGUGCCUCGAGAGAAAAAAAGAAGAGAUAAGUAAUUAUUAACGAGAGCCAAAAGUGCUUCUGUGCGUGCCUGUGCCUGUGUGUAUAUCCGUGUGUUUAAUAAAGUUGUGGUAUUUCAAAAGAAAAAGCCCAAAGGGUGUGCAAUAAUAUAUAAAAGCUCGAGCAAACCGAUCCGAUGAUUAUCAGCAUGUCAACGGCGAUGGGCGUACCGGUGGUGUUCGGCAACAAUAACAAUAACGGCAAUGGCGAACAGUUGAUGCUGCUGCGCACGUUGCAGGACAACGAGCACAACAUCAUCGGCAAUAACAAUCGCGUCGUCGUGACGACCACCGGGACGACGCAGCCGGCCAGCAAUAAUAGUUCGCCCAAAGGUGGCGGCAACGUGAGCGUCAUUCAGUCGCAGCGGAAGAGCAGCGAAAAGAGCAACAACAACAACAACAACAACAACAACAACAUUAACGGCAAGCGGAAAAUCGCCGACGUCGACGAGCCGCUGCCGCCCUACGACCCGGCCAGGCUCAAGAAGCACGGCAAGAACGGCCAGCCGCCGCCGAUCGCCGUUGCCAAGAGGAACGCGCGCGAGAGGAAUCGCGUCAAGCAGGUAAACAACGGCUUCGCCACGCUGCGCCAGCACAUACCCUCGCAGCUGUCCCAGACCUACGGCGACCGGGGCAAGAAGCUGUCCAAGGUCGAGACGCUGCGCAUGGCCGUCGAGUACAUACGGGGCCUGCAGAAGCUCCUCGCCGAGGCCGACGGCCUCGAUCCCAAUCAGCAGCAGCAGCAGCUCAUGUCGAUCGAGCAGAGCGCCCAGCAGAUCAUGAUACCCUCGCCCUGCGGCAGCGUCUACUCCCAGAACGGCGGCGGCGGACAGCACAACGGCUCGGCCGAGCAGCUACUCGGUCUGGACGAGUCGCAGCAGCAGCAGCAGCAGCAACGGCAACAUGGCUUGGGUGAGCUGGAGGAUAAUUCGGGGCUGGACGACGGCGCCGGGCCCGAUGCCUACGGGAGCUUGAUGGAGGACGAGGACGAGCUCGACGCCAGGAGGGACGUGAAACGAUUCAAGCUGGACGCCCCGAUACAAAACAGGUUAUCCAACAACAACGGCCAGCAAAAGGUCAUAUUCCGCCGAAAUCGUCUCGCCUCGGCGGACACGGCCACGUCCGUAGUGUACCUGCCGAAGCAGAGCUUCAUAGUCGGCGACGAGGAGAACAUCGAGCCGCUACCGAAUAGAAAUAACAACAACAACAACAACAACCUGUUGCCGGCGUUUUCGACGUCGCUACUACUGCCGCAACAGCAGCAGCAUCAGACACUGACGUCGCACGUCAAGCGCGAGCUGAGGCUCGACGAGGAGGAUGAGGAGGACGAGCUGAGAUCGAACGAGGACGACAGCGGGAUCAUGCUGACGACCUCGACGUCGCCUUACAGCGCCACGGAGAUCCUCGUGGAGAAUCCGGAAACGGGCCGAUUGGUGCCGCUGAAGAUCGAGGCUCAUCAUCAUCAGCAACACGAACAAUUGCUGCAGCAUCAACUGCAGCAGCAACAGCAGCAGCAGCACCAUCAUCACGAGACCGCGGCGCAGCUGGUCUACGUCGAGGGUCUGCCCGCGGCGGCUUACUACAGGCACGAGCUCGAGGCUGUGCCCAACGGCAGCGAGCUCAUGGACGCCGUCAACUGGUGGGAGCCCGUCGAUCAUCAUCAGACUGCCAACGGCGGCAGCAACACGAGUACGACGAGAGGAGGAUUGGGCCAACUGUCGAACCCGCAGCAGCAGCAUCAUCAUCACAGGCUGGCGCACGUCUGACCUCGAAUACAGCUUGUAACACACUCGCGAAUUUGAGUGUGUGCGUAUCGACGAAUCGGUCGUUGUUUUUUUUUUCUACUACUCGAGUGAGACCGACGAUCAUAUACGUGCGGCGAACGACCGUUACACACCGAGUUCUCUCUUCGCACCAGCGACCUUUGUUGUCUAAAAACUCGCAUGCAGCACGGCUACCAUAACAAGUGUCAGCGAGCAAAAGGAGAGGGUUGAAACGCGCAGCGGAAUCCCAAUGCAACUACUUGCGGAGAGUACCCGAGAGAAAGAGAGUUUCACGAGUGAUUGUGCAAGUGCGUCUGUACGGAAAUGCUGCCCUUUUUUUUUUACUGUAUAUAUUCCGAUGAGUGGAUGCUGUAUACGCGUGUAACGAGAUGUUGAUCGUUGCGGAAUGAGAGACGAUUACGUUUUUUUGUAUAGAAACUAUGUACGAUGUACGUCGAGUUAUUUUUUUUUUGAAACAAUGUGACUCCUUAGCGAAAUAUUUUUUAUGACUUUAUACGCGCAAUAUUGUUGUAAUAUUAAAACUUCCAUGAAGCAGAAGCGAGCAAAUAUUUGUUCGAGCCGAAGCACGAGCGAAAAUUAUCGAGCUUUUGGAAAUCAAAAGGAAAAUAAUGAUAACUUCCGUAAUGAUUCUUGAUUACUCGAGCGAGUAUACGGAGGAAAAAUCUCAAAAAAAUCUUACACGUUCUCUACUGUACUUACUUUUUUCACCAUGACUCUAGAGAAUUUAUUAUUAAGUUAAUAAAAAAAUUACAUAUUUACGUGUACAUACGAAGAGAGAGUUUGAGGUGUUUAGAUAUUUUUAUACUUUAUGUAUUUUUAAAAAACAAAUUAAAAGUUAAAAAGGUAACUGUACUUCCAUUGUUUGUACUAUUCCAGGUGAUAAAAGUCUAUAUUUUGUCCCUACGAAACAUACGAAAUGCCUUUCGAAAUUUGCCUUACUUAGGAUCGAUGCGAUUUAAAUUAUGAAUACAAUUUUUAUAUUAUGGUGAUAAUGUAUAUUACAUAAUGUUCAGCGUCACGUCGGAAAUUGUUUUGUAUCAAAGCAAUCAUUGUAUUUCUCGACGUUGCGUAAAAUUCUGUACAUAUCGUUAGAAGUUUUUUUUUUAUCAAGGUACAAACACAUUUCAUCAGAAUAAACGAGCUCCAAAGACGAAUGAGAAAAAUGUAUAUAAUUUAGCUCUGUUAUGAAAAAAAGUUGCUUGAAAAAUUGCUUCGAUUUCGUUGAAGUUUAUACUUAAAAUGUGAAAUGUUUUCUUCGCGAAGAGAACAUCAAUUACGAGCAACGAUCUUCAUUAUCUUUUAUAAUUAAACUUAUCAAAAGAUAAACGCUUUCUAAUCAUAAUGUUAAUAUUAUCGAGAACAAAAUCUGUAUCAUAGUGCCUUAGAAUAUAAAUUUUUUAUAUUUCAAUAU
This is a messenger RNA of Trichogramma pretiosum, 3847 nucleotides long. Its product is annotated as CAR1 transcription factor-like. Gene Ontology annotation, molecular function: protein dimerization activity; RNA polymerase II transcription regulatory region sequence-specific DNA binding; DNA-binding transcription factor activity, RNA polymerase II-specific. NCBI's taxonomy places the organism in Eukaryota, Metazoa, Arthropoda, Insecta, Hymenoptera, Trichogrammatidae. Gene Ontology annotation, biological process: developmental process; regulation of transcription by RNA polymerase II. The transcript is spliced from 4 exons. The record is from RefSeq and is a predicted model, not a curated record. Bases 790 to 2418 code for a protein of 542 amino acids.